AUGAGUACAAGUCCGAAAAUUAAUAAAACACAUCGUGUUAGAGCCGCAAGGAAAACACAACUAAAGCAUAGCAUUUUGAUUCAGAAGUACAAAAACCCACCACUGAUAUCUACACUUCUCCCAGCUAAAUGCACAAAGAAGAAAUCCCUCCCUCCCAGAGGUAAAGGUGGACAGUUCAUUAAGAAGAUAGACCCAACUACAGAAUUAUCAAAAUUUGCAUCAGACAACUCCUCACUAUUGGACACCCCAGAACUUAGUGAACGUGCCUUGACAGACAAUGAGGCAUCAGCAUCAGAACACAAGGUCAACAAGCAAUUGGAGGAAUGCAAAGACAAUGAGGAGUCACUGCCAGGAGUACCAGACCCAUCUCUCAUCAUUCACAUCCCAGAGCCCAUACACUCCAUUCCAUUCCCAUCAACUCAGCAUUUCCAUCAACUCACCGCCCCUACCAUGAGCAAACCAAGACCGUUUCUAAAGAAAAGCACCAUCUCAUCACUCAUACCGGCCCAAGUCCAAUAUCUGCUGAUGGCAACUACACCAACACCAGCAUUGUUCAGUGGGAGCAGCAAUGAGAACCCACAGAAUUUCCUACAAGAAGUAGAAAGAUACAUCCAUGUCAGCAGAAUCACUGAUGAAGCAAUGAAAGUCAUUAUAUUCAGCAUGUUUAUAUCUGCAGGUUCACAAGCAGACAUAUGGUGGGACACCUUAACAGCUGUAGAGACAGCUUCAUGGGCAACGGUCAAGGCAGCAUUCCAGGUGCAGUGGCUGCCCAUAGUAGCAGCAGCAAAGUCCGCACAGGACUAUCAGGAAGAGCUCCUCGCACUGAGACUCAAGGAGGAAGAUGUAGGGGAACACAUCAUAGUAGCAGGUGUCUCAACCUGGUCACACUUACACUAUCAUGCAUGCCUGCAGAAAUUAGUCCAAGAUGCAGGUGUAGAGAGUGCACCAGUAUUUAUCCACCAAGUUUGCAAAGCCCUUCCAAACAAGAUCAAGAACACCAGCAUCGAUGUCGUCAAGGACAAAGCAUGGAGAGAAAAGAAGAAGAAAGAAGUGGAAAAGGCACAGAACUUGAGAAUUGCGAAACUCAAUAAUAGGCAGACAGACUCCGUCCAGAGAUCCUAUAUCUGCAAAUGCAAUGAGCAACCAUAG
Suillus bovinus is the source of this 1149-nucleotide messenger RNA. RefSeq lists its product as uncharacterized. The record is from RefSeq and is a predicted model, not a curated record. The transcript has 2 exons. NCBI's taxonomy places the organism in Eukaryota, Fungi, Basidiomycota, Agaricomycetes, Boletales, Suillaceae. Bases 1 to 1149 code for a protein of 382 amino acids.